Medioppia subpectinata is the source of this 2250-nucleotide messenger RNA. NCBI's taxonomy places the organism in Eukaryota, Metazoa, Arthropoda, Arachnida, Sarcoptiformes, Oppiidae. The record is from the annotation of a GenBank genome assembly.
AUGUUAUGUCUGUUACAAAUAACGGGAAAACAGUAUCGACUGAUCUCAAUAACAAUGGACACACAACAGCACCAUCUGAUAGUGUGCCCGAUGGGGUCAAAGAGCGUGGCCAGUGGUCCAAAGGUUUGGGGCUUCCCACAUGCCGGCGCAUUUCUAAUACCAUAUCUCAUAUUGUUGUUUAUAAUCGGACGGCCCCUGUAUUACAUGGAGCUGGCGAUGGGUCAGUUCAGUGGCCGCGGGCCCAUCAAAGUGUGGAAAUGCGUGCCGGCGUUCAAAGGAAUUGGUUUUGCGCAAUUAUUCUCCAUUUCAUACGUGAUCAUAUUCUACAACUAUAUCAUGGCGUUAACGCUAUAUUACUUUGUCAUGUCGUUUAAAAAUCCACUACCCUGGACACAAUGCGACGAUAAUUACGCGCCUGGUGGCACCUGCAGCGCCAAUACUACCAUGCACAAUUCCGAUGUAACCGCGGGGCCUAUUGUGCAACAACAUAAUUGGGCUGAAUUAUACUAUUUGCGACACUUGCUAAACCAAUCAACUGGUCUGAAUGACAUGAAUUCAAUGAGCUGGCAAAUAGUAAUCUGUUUAAUUUGCUCGUGGACACUUGUCUACCUGAGCAUUAUUAAGGGGGUUAGUUCUAUGGGCAAGGUGGCUUAUUUCACAGCAAUAUUCCCAUACACUGUGUUGAUAGCGCUGUUGGGCGUGACGUUGAGCACCGACGGUGCCAUAGAUGGGGUCAAAUACUUUUUCACACCUCAAUGGGAGAAACUACUGGAGCCAAUCGUGUGGUACAGGGCUGUCGAGCAGUCAUUUUUCUCGCUGGCCGUCUGUUUUGGUACACUAGUUAUGUAUUCGAGUUAUAACGAGUUCAGUAAUAAUGUCUACCGGGAUUCUAUGAUUAUAGCCGUGUUGGACACGUUCACCAGCCUAUUAGCGGGUUGUGUUAUAUUUUCUAACCUGGGUCAUUUAGCAAAAACUACUGGCAAAGACAUUAAGAAUGUGGUCGACGGAGGUUUGGGAUUAACAUUUGUAGUGUACCCUGACGCUUUGGGUAAAAUACCGGUAGUGCCUCAGCUAUGGUCAGUAUUAUUUUUCAUCAUGAUGUUUACACUGGGAAUCGGCAGCUCUGUCUCCCAGGUGGAGACAAUUUUGACUGCAAUUAAAGACGAGUUUACCUGGAUGAGACAGAAAAAAGAAAUUCUAGCCUUAGUUGCAUGUGUUAUAUUCUGCUUGUGUGGACUGCCCCUCACCACCGAUGCUGGCACUUAUGUGAUGGAGCUGUUGAAAAACUACGGGGUGGGCACCGCUGCCAUAUUUUACGCCAUAUGCCAAAUGGGAGCCGUGUUUUGGGCGUACGGUUUGCGGCGAUUUUGUUUUGAUAUACAAUUUAUGCUCAAACGACCGAUUGGCUGGUAUUGGCAAAUCACCUGGGGUCUAAUCGGACCCAUUGCCCUAAUUAUCAUAUUCAUAUACGGAAAUGUUGAUAUAGCAAGGGUGGGCAACAGACAACAAGGCAUUCCAGCCUGGGGUACAGGCAUUGGUUGGGUAUUAGCUGUGAUCGCUAUGAUACAGAUACCCCUCUGGAUGAUUAUUACCAUCAAGCAGCAACCUGGUCAUAAUUUACGACAGAAAUGUGUAAACGCGUUUAAACCGGCACCAGAUUGGGGUCCCACCGAUCCCAAUAUAUACCAGGAAUGGCGCGCGUAUACUGACCAGCAUUUUGACCAUAAUGUCUCAAUUAAGGCAUAUAUGCAGGUUUUGUUAUGCGUGUUGGCACAAACAGUAUUAUCAAGUCCAAUUAACGGCAAUAUCACCGAGGCGAAACAUACUGGUCAGCAUAUAUUAACCAGAAUUAACCAAGCGCGUAAUGCAAAGCUUGAAAUAUUAAGUUAUCAAAAUAUAUUUCAAGACGAGGCUGCUGAAAUAAGCCAGAAAAUAUACAACAGCUUUCAGGCGGCCACGGUCAAUUUUGCCAACAACAAAUGUCUGACCAUUAACGAACUGAGCAUGCGCGAUCAUAUAGAGAACAAUUGUUACGAGCAACUGGACGCGUACAUGGUCAAAGAUUUGUACAAGGACAUUGAUGAUAAUGAUUUGUUUAUUGGCGAGUUUGCAUACUCAAAUUUAGCAUGGCACACAUACGGCCUGGGUCCAUAUUUAAAUACUCCACCAAUUGGCACACGACUGGCAGUCCAGGGGGUCAACCAAAACACGGGGUCCGACGGGGGCGGGAAUAGGGUGUGCCUCCAGUAG